UUCUCUCUUUCUCACUCUCUUUCUUGCUUGGUUUUUUGUUUUUUAGUUUCUUUUUUGAUUGUUGAUUAUUUUGUGAUUCGUAUUAUUGUUGAUUUAACAAAAGUGUUAACCUUUAUUCAUCUAAAUCCACAGAUUAUUGAUCAGUACUAAACAAGCUAUGGCUAAAAGUGAUUGGAGUGAUUUAAUUAAAAGCGUGCGAAAUGCACUGCAUGAAAAGAGACAUUUUAUAGUAAACGAUAGUACUGAAAGGAAUCAGGUUCAAAAAUGUUUGGAUAUAAUUCAAAAGUCCAUCAAAAUUACCUCACUUCAGUCUAUGAUGGAAAGAUUGGAGGCGAUCACCAGACAACUUGGUUUGAAAUAUACGGAAGGACCCAGUGGUAAAGAGCUUUUCAUAUCAUCUGAUAUGUUUUACGUUGAAAUUCAGUUCAAUCCAGACAAUGGCCGAGUCAAAGAAGUUAAAAUUUCUCAUCAAUCUGAACCUGUAUCCUGCCCUGAAAUCACAGAUGUCUUAAAUAAUUCAGAUUUUCAAGAAUUCACUAAGCACCUCGAUGGUUUAUCAGCUAUUUACCAGCUCAAUGCAGAUAAGAAACAAAAAACCAAAGCCUAUUUAGCACUACAUGCUCUUGAGUCAGAUCUAAGCAUGUUAGCUCAACUUCAAAGCUCGAAUAUAAAUGAACCAAAUAACUUGGUGCAUAAAUCGCCUGUUGGUAUUUUAGAGCCUCGUAAAGGUGGUCAUCCUAUGAAACUUACAUUCUUUAUUUCGCCUUACGAUUUACUUGACCUUAAAACCAAAUCUUCGGUUCCAUUAACAGUUGAUGUUGUUGUCAAACGUAAAUUAGGCUAUUCAGCAUCCGUUUGCAUCGAAAGCUCAACAUCUCAUAAAUUACAAACUGUCUCCCUGUUAAGCGUUACCAAAACAGCCGAAGGAAAAAGUUUACCUCAAUUCGCUGCCUUAAGUAAUCUCAAUUCAUCAACAUUACCAGCUUGCUUCGUUCUUCGUUUACCCAAACAAUUACCAAUGUCUAUAGAGACACUCAGAAAGAUCCAAGCAAUUACUGGGAUUGAAAUUGUCUCUGCUGAAAUUAUGUCUCGAAGUGUUCCUUUGGUCGACCUGAUCGCUAAUAGUUUACUUCCUGCCAGUGAGCUUAGAGAUCUCUCAUCUUACCAUGGGCCUUACUACGUCCAGUUGCCUGACCAAUGUCAUAGCUAUUAUAUGAAUUACACAUUAGGAGAUCUUAAAGGAGUUGAAGUAUCUUCAAUACCUUUCACACACCCCACUUCGGUUCCUCAGAUUCUCUUUAUUCUUAGGCAACAAGUCCUAUUCAAUGUUGUUAUUUGCAGCUGUAUCAGACGUGUCAGACAACCUUCGUUUAUGGAUUCUCUCAUGUUCGAAGUUACUGCCCUUUCUAUGUCUGUUGUUAAUGUCUCUUUUGAGCACCCUACUGAAGAGUCAUUAGCUACUAUAGAGUUUGACCUUCGAGAUAUAACUAAUGUGAAAUGUAAGCUUUAUGAUUCCAAUAGCUUUUCGUCUUUGUGCUCGGACGAAUACGCUUCUAAAAUUAUGCAAAAAUGCUUUUCAAUUCCCGUAACUUUAAGAGCUAUUAUCAUAAAAUGUCAAGAAAAAGCAGCUAUACUUAGAGAGCAACAACAGAAGCAACAAACUAGACUUACUCAGCAGCGCAAUCCUAAAGACUUAUUUUUCAAUAACCUUUCUGCCGCUGAAGAUGGCAAUGAUCACGACGAUCUACCACCAUACUUAUCUCAACAACUAUUGAACUCAAACCAAUACCAAGAUUUGAAUGUAUCCCUUGAGAAUGGCGCUUUCCAACAACAUCAACAGCAACAGCAAUCACAGCCUCAA
Messenger RNA from Tetranychus urticae (two-spotted spider mite), 1861 nucleotides. RefSeq lists its product as uncharacterized. Lineage: Eukaryota; Metazoa; Arthropoda; Arachnida; Trombidiformes; Tetranychidae. Gene Ontology annotation, biological process: regulation of transcription by RNA polymerase II. Gene Ontology annotation, molecular function: transcription coregulator activity. The record is from RefSeq and is a predicted model, not a curated record. Gene Ontology annotation, cellular component: mediator complex.